Pistacia vera is the source of this 995-nucleotide messenger RNA. RefSeq names its product 2-oxoglutarate-dependent dioxygenase AOP3-like. NCBI's taxonomy places the organism in Eukaryota, Viridiplantae, Streptophyta, Magnoliopsida, Sapindales, Anacardiaceae. Bases 54 to 974 code for a protein of 306 amino acids. Gene Ontology annotation, molecular function: dioxygenase activity. The record is from RefSeq and is a predicted model, not a curated record. The transcript has 3 exons.
AAUUACCUCUAUCAGUCUAUAAAUUUCCAGCUGCAGAAGGAAAAACAAAAACCAUGGAUUCCCCAAAACUUCCUGUUGUGGAUUUAUCAAGUGAAGAGUUGAGGCCUGGUACAGAAACUUGGAUCUCAACAUCCAAACAAGUAUGCCAUGCUCUUGAAGAGUAUGGCUGCUUCGUUCUCAAAUGCAACCAAGUUUCUUUAGAUCUUUACAACGCAAUCUACACAGCAGUACUCCAGGAUUUGUUUGACCUCCCUACAGAAAUCAAACAGCUCAUCACACUUACUUCCGAGCAACCUUUUCUUCAUCGGUUCUCCGCUAGUUCCAAUCAUGAAGGUCUUUCUUUGGAUGAUUCAACAAGUUUAGAAGCCACUCGCAAGUUCACAAAUCUCAUGUGGCCUGCUGGAAAUGAUCAUUUCUGCCGAAGUGUUAAUGAGAUUUCAAAGAUAAUGAUGAAUUUAGAUCAGACAGUAAUGAAAAUGGUGUUCCAAAACUAUGGUGUGGACAAAUAUUAUGAUUCUCAUGUUGGAUCAACACAAUAUGUCACCGGAUGCUCCAAGUAUAAGAAACCUGAGAAGCAUGAAGACUAUUUGGGUUUUAUGAUUCAUACAGAUGGAUCCUUUUCAACUAUACUUCAUCAGAACGAAGUUAAUGGAUUGGAGAUUCAAACAAAGGAUGGCCAAUGGGUUCUCUAUGAACCCUCCUCCCAUUCAUCGUUCAUCUACCUUGCACCUGAUGCAUUUAAGGCAUGGAGCAAUGGAAGAAUUCAUCCCUGUUGCCAUCGAGUUAUGAUGAGUGGAAACAAGGCAAGAUUCUCAGUGGGAUUAUUCACGUUUCACAAAGGAGUGAUACAUGUACCGGAUGAACUAAUUGAUGAGGAACACCCUUUGGGAUACAAGCCAUUUAAUCACCUAGAAUAUCGUUCUGCUAAGAAAAUUGACUAUUCUAUUGAAGCUCACUGUGGCGUUUCAUUAUAGUAAAUGUCUCAUGAUUUGUUU